AUUUUCUAACCUUACUUUUAAACUUCAACCUCUAAAUCAACAAAAAUGAGCAAUUUAAACGAGGGACCAAAAAAAUCAAGCCUAGAACUCAUUUACAGUGGCAUGAUCUUCUUAGAGCAAUUUGUUGAAAAUGUUACAAGCUACUCGUCACGUUACAACAGUAUUUCGAGCAUUCUUUACGCACCGGAAAACUUAACGGGCAAACCUUCCAAGUAUCCCAACUACGGGGACGACCCAAAUAGCUACACUCUCCGGUCCUACGGAAGCUGGUGGAAUCAGAGCGAGGCAGCUCAACCUGCCUAUAUGCCACAAGACGUCGAUCCUAUACCGUCUGAAGAUUUCGUAACUGUUAGAUUUAAGCACGGUGUGUUUCCUGAAAGUAUCUGUAUUUAUGAGACUUACAAUCCGGGGGCUGUUGUACGGAUUUGGGGUCAUAAAAUGGGCAAUCCAUGGGUGCUGUUAUGGCAGGGUGCACCUCAGCUUUGCUUACCUAGCUCUAGACGGUUUUCACCGCCCAUUAGACAAGUUAAGGAACUGAUAAACGAGAUUCGUAUCGAGUUUAAUCAGAGCAUGUUAAGUUAUUAUACAUCGUUGGAUGCAGUUCUGUUAACUGGGUAUCAACCUAAAUCAUUACUGCAGGGUGAGCUGUUACAGAAAGGUCUUUUUGAUUGUUUAGAUGGUUGUGAGUGUGAUGUUAAUAAAUGUACCCCAAUUCAUUCAGGAGGGGAUGGUCUUGACUUGUUUGCAAGUUUACCUUUUGAGGUGAUGGUGCACAUUUUCCAGUAUUUGGAUUUGAAGUCUUUGUGUCGGUGUGCGCAAGUUAAUAAACGAUGGCACUCCAUCACUUUUGACCCUACUCUUUAUCGGGAAAUUAGUUUGAAAAGAUAUUGGAACAGAGUGGAUGAGAUCGUAAUGAAGCACUUCAUCACCAAGUGCCGAAACGUAAAGAAACUAGACAUCUCGUGGUGCGACAUUGAGAAACAGAUUACUGAGCCAGUUUUCAUGGAAUUUUUGGAAAAGUGUUGCCCGAACAUUACGCACCUCUCUUUGGGUCACUGCUUCAGUCACUCUUCGUCAUUGGGCUACCUCGCGAAAUAUGGAGAGCUCACCGAUUUACGUCUACGCAAUUGUAAAUGUAACAUGAAUGAGUACGAAGCACUGUCAAAUUUGAGUAAACUGACUGCCUUAGAUCUGUAUUGCUCCAACAUAUCUGAUGUGUAUUUAAUUAAAAUUUUAAGAGCUAAUCGCGACCUGAAGUAUUUAAACCUUGAUUUGUGUGAGUUGCUCGAAAGGCUCGACGAGGUUACUGAAGUAAUAUCCGUUUUCAAUCCCAAUCUGGUUAUGUGGAGCUCCUGGAAGACACAUUCGAUCACUUCGGACGGUGUUAAAUUCCUGGCGCGGUGCUCGUCUCUAAGGGAGCUAGACCUUGGUUGGUGUCUGCUUUUAAACGAUCCCGGUAACAGUCUUGAGCGAAUAGCGUCAAAUUGCAAACACUUGCGAAGAUUAAUUUUGUGUGGUUGGAGAGGUGUUAAUGAUCAACUGCUAUUGCCCAUAAUUCGAUCAUGUAAAGAGAUUAGGGAAUUGGAUCUUUUAGGGAUGAAGAAUAUAUCUGUGGAUAUUUGUGAGAGAAUUUUGUCUUCAUUACCCAACUUGCGACUAUUAGACAUAAGUUUUUGUGAUUUAAUAAAACCCGAGCAGGUUGUCCUUUGGAGGCAGCACUAUCCAAAUAUUACUAUACAACAAGCGCUGUGAUUUGUACUCACUGGUGGCAUAGUGUUGAGUAUCAACGUAUUAAUUUUGUUUCUUGUAAAGUGUUAGCAAAAGAAUGUAGUAUAUUUUAUUAAGUGUUGCUUUUAUUUUAUGAUUACCAAACUAGGUACCUCAAUACAUGGGCAAGAGCCAAAUAGAUCAAUCACCUCCA
Messenger RNA from Photinus pyralis (common eastern firefly), 1921 nucleotides. Its product is annotated as F-box/LRR-repeat protein 4-like. The record is from RefSeq and is a predicted model, not a curated record. The transcript has 11 exons. NCBI's taxonomy places the organism in Eukaryota, Metazoa, Arthropoda, Insecta, Coleoptera, Lampyridae. Bases 46 to 1752 code for a protein of 568 amino acids. Gene Ontology annotation, cellular component: SCF ubiquitin ligase complex. Gene Ontology annotation, biological process: SCF-dependent proteasomal ubiquitin-dependent protein catabolic process. Gene Ontology annotation, molecular function: protein binding.